GUGAGCAGUGCUCACUUGGUCCUCUGUGUGAACAUUUAACGUCCAACCAGUUUGACGUUAAUCCCUCAGCAGCGGAGCAGUCGAUGGAUUCUUCUUUAGAAAGCUCCAGCUCCUCUAACGGCCCCCCGGUGCGCUGCUGUCGGACCUGUAAGAUCAUCGUGAUCGGGGAUGCCGGUGUCGGUAAGACCUGUCUGACACAUCGAUUCUGCACUGGGCAGUUUCCUACAAGAACAGAGGCGACCAUCGGGGUGGAUUUUCGAGAGAAACUUCUUCAGAUAGACGGCGAGAAGAUAAAAGUACAGCUAUGGGACACGGCCGGUCAGGAGCGUUUCCGCAAAAGCAUGGUGCAGCACUACUAUCGAAAUGUGCAUGGUAUUGUCUUUGUCUUUGACGUCACAAACCAAUCUAGUUUCUGCAAUCUGCCUUUGUGGAUGGACGAAUGCCGUCAACACUCUCUUGGUCUGGAUAUUCCACGUGCCCUAGUUUGCAACAAGGCUGACCUGAUGUCUUCAAAUGCUUCUGUGCUAAUCGAGCAGGCUCGUCAUUUGGCUGAAGUCCACGGGAUGUCUUUUUAUCUCACUUCAGCCAAAGGUCUCAAAGACGACCAGGUGGACAGCAUCUUCAUGGCUUUAGCACAGAGACUGAAGAGCCAGAGAAGGGAGAGCGUGAAUGGAUGUGUGUUAGAGUGCAGAGCUGAGAGCUUUAAAAUCCAGGCGCGGGUUAUAACAGCACAAGAGACCAAGAAGAAAUGGACCUGCAUCUGCUAAAGCAUGAAAGCGUGUCCAUUUAAAAUGGAUACAGAAACACAGUACAUCCAUUGAGAAUCGGUCACUGGUCAUGCCUCCAUUUGUAAUGGCUAAUUUAAAGAGAUGGUCACUCAAAAAUGAUAAUGUGCUGUACAUUUACUCACCCUCAAGGCAUUUAAGAUCCAGAGGACUUCCUUUUUCUUUUUUAGUAGGACAUUAAACAUGCUGUAAGUUUUUGACUCCUCUAAGGCAUAAAAAUAUAUAAAGAUAUUUGAGAAACAUGCUAAGUUUACAUACUUCAAAAACAAUGCUGAAGUCAGUUAUUCUUUUUUUAAAUGAAAUGUUUGUUCUGUGUCAGAACAUUUGUCUUUGUUUUGGUCUCUAUAACCUGCCCACUGCCAGUUUGCACAGGUAGCCUUGAUCGAAAACGUAUUUCAUAGGUGUCAAUCCUACAUACUGCAUGUUUACAGAUCAUAUCAUUUUGGAAUUUCAAUGUAUCAUCAGGAUUUGAUGGUAUAAAUAUGAGUGUAGUGUAACCCCACCGGUCCUACACCACCCAACCCGCUCCGAGCUGGUAUCGAACCGGCGACCUUCCGCAUGGGAGUUGGUUGCUCUACCAAGGAGGCUAAAGGCCAUGGCCUCUAGCAUCUGUCACUAGAGCACCUUUUUAGAGGUCAGAGGAAUGAGGUUUACCUGCACAGCACUUACCAGCUGGCCUCCGUUACACUCACCCCCCUAAACCUCACUCCCAUUAGGGUCACGGCACCAAUGUAACCCCACCGGUCCUACACCACCCAACCCACUGCGAGCUGGUAUCGAACCGGCUACCUUCCGCAUGGGAGUCGGUUGCUCUACCAAGGAUGCUAAAGUCCAUGGCCAUGGCAUGUCACUAGAGCACUUUUUUUAGAGGUCAGAGGAGUGAGGUUUACCUGCACAGCACUUACAAGCUGGCCUCAAUUACACUCACCCCCCUAAACCUCACUCCCAUCCGGGU
Molecule: messenger RNA, 1740 nt
Organism: Danio aesculapii
Lineage: Eukaryota; Metazoa; Chordata; Actinopteri; Cypriniformes; Danionidae
Product: ras-related protein Rab-33B-like
Exons: 2
Coding region: 84-767 (227 amino acids)
Cellular component (GO): endosome; Golgi apparatus
Molecular function (GO): GTPase activity; GTP binding
Source: RefSeq, a predicted model, not a curated record